AUGAGUGAAGAUAUUCAAACAAGUAAUGAAGGUCAGGUACCAGUAGAUGUUCAUCAAGCCUUAUUACGUGAUGGAACCGAUGUUCAAACAAAAGUUGGUCAUGUUGCUAAAUUUAAUCAUGAUGGAGAAAGUAGUAAACUUGAUGAAAAUAUUGUUGUAGAGAGUUUCGAUAAUUAUAAAAAACCAAAAGAUAAUAAUGAAUUUAUUGCAUUAACUAAAGAGGAAUUAAAAGCAUAUAUAAAUAGUCCAAAAUGGAAACGUAUUCGUUGGUUAAUUGCCAUUUUAUAUAUCUUAUUACUUGUUUUACUUCUUAUUGGGUCUAUUCUUUUGGUUAUAUUUUCUCCAAAGUGUCCACCAAAACCAAAACUUGCUUGGUAUCAAAAAGAAAUUAUUUAUGAAAUCGAUGUCAAGACAUUUCGUGAUUCUAAUCAAGAUGGAAUUGGAGAUAUUAAAGGUGUUCAAGAAAAAUUAGAUUAUUUAGAAAAAAAUGAUAUAAAAGUAAUUCUUUUACAAUCCUCAAUAUUCAAUUUAACAUCUGGAACAUCAAAUCAAUUAAAUGAACGAAAUAGCGGUGUUAAGAAUAUUGAUUUAUAUAAUAUUGAUUCAUCAGUUGGAAGUGAUAAUGAUUUAAAAGAAUUAGCAAAAAAUCUUUAUCGAAGAGCUAUGUAUUUAAUUGUUGAUUUACCAUUAUCAUCAACAUUUGAUCUCAAUAGUUAUUUAUGGUAUGGAUCUAAUUCGUCAGUUCGCACUAAAAUAAAUACUACAUGCAAGGGAACUUCUAAUAAUCUUGCUUGUCGUUAUUAUAAAACAUAUGGUCGAUUACCACUGAAUUUUACUGAUAAAAAUAUACAAGAACAAUCAAUCGCUACUCUUCGUCAUUGGUUAUCAGUAAACAAAUUUGAUGGUGUACGAGUGGAUCUUCCACUUGAUUUUAAUUCUAGUACAAAUUCAUAUGAAAUAUCUUAUGAAACAAUUAAUAAAUGGACUAGUACUAAAAAUGAAAUUGAAAAAAAUACAAAACCGAAAUUACUAUUAUUUGAUAUUCCAUUUGGUUUACAAGAUAUUAUUGAAGAUGAUAAUUUACAUAAUCAAACAGCACACACAUUAUUUUUAUUUAAUAAUGAACAUAGAUCUCCAAUUAAUGCUCACUCAUUAGAUCAAAGAAUACAAUCAUUUGAAACAAAUCGUUUAUCAAAACCACAAUUUUGGCAGUUGGGAUCAAAACGAAAAAGUGAUGAUAUUGGUCUUAUUCAUGAAAAUCAAUUAUCAAGAGAAAUUGUUUUGACUAUGAUUAUGUUAUUUGGUGGAACACCAGUUGUACUUUAUGGAGAAGAAAUUGGUCUUGAUCAAAAAUCGUUUCCUUUAAUGUCAUGGACAUCUGAUGGAGCUUACGGAGGAUUUUCUGCAUGUUCAUCAGUUAAUUGUAGCCGUGUUUUAUUACCAUAUCAAAUUGGUGUUCCACCAACAAGUGUUAAACGUCAAGAAGCAUUAGGUGGUGAAGCAAAAGAUUCAUUAUUAAAUCUUUUUCGUCGUUUAUCAAAAUUACGUCGACAUGAAUCAUUUCAAUUUGGUUUAUUGGAAUCAGGUUAUGAUGUCAAAGAAAAUAUAUUUUGGUUCAUUAGAGAAGCAUCCGGUUAUCGAGGAUAUGUUACUGUUUUCAAUUUAAAUAAAAAUGACAAUCACACAGCACACAUAUCAUUAUAUGAAUUAACAAAACGUGAUGUACCGUUACAUAUUCAUUAUGAAUAUCAAUGGCCAAAAGCUCAUUUAUCAACACCUGAUAAAACUCAUAUUGAUUCAGAUAAUUUAUUUAUUCAUCCUCAAUCAAUUAGUAUAUUUUGGUGGAUACCAAAACUUGUUAAACCAAAUAUUUUAUUCAAAACGGCAAAAGAACAUUCACAUAAUCAAUAA
Molecule: messenger RNA, 1911 nt
Organism: Rotaria sp. Silwood1
Lineage: Eukaryota; Metazoa; Rotifera; Eurotatoria; Philodinida; Philodinidae
Source: the annotation of a GenBank genome assembly